AUGGUCCUGCUACCAGAACGGAACAAGUUCUUUCUAAUUAAAUCCGGUACCCUUGAAUAUCUCGAGAAUUCCUACUCGGAUUCAACACAAUCGAUAUCAUUCAUUCAAGCAAUGGGUUUUGAGAGAGGCGCGCAAGGUUUCAGGCUUUUGAAAAGUAUCAGCCUGACUACGUUCUACACAGACGCACUAAACUAUACCACACUUUCACACACAUGGGGUAGCGACGAGAUUAGUUUCCAAGACUUGGUGAAUGGUCGGGAUCCAGACAAAGCCGGGAACGAGAAACUUCUAUUUUGCGAUAAUGUGGCUAGAAAGAAUGGUCUCGAAUAUUUUUGA
Botrytis porri is the source of this 336-nucleotide messenger RNA. RefSeq lists its product as uncharacterized. The record is from RefSeq and is a predicted model, not a curated record. NCBI's taxonomy places the organism in Eukaryota, Fungi, Ascomycota, Leotiomycetes, Helotiales, Sclerotiniaceae. The coding region runs from base 1 to 336 and encodes 111 amino acids. The transcript has 2 exons.